Molecule: messenger RNA, 996 nt
Organism: Daphnia magna
Lineage: Eukaryota; Metazoa; Arthropoda; Branchiopoda; Diplostraca; Daphniidae
Exons: 2
Source: RefSeq, a predicted model, not a curated record
GCCAAGUGGCUCAAUAGUGUAGAUAUUGAUUUUGGGGUUCAAUUCCCGAGAUUGAGUAUGCGUACAGUUCAUGGUUUCGUGCGUAGUUUGAAGGUUGAGCCACACGAUCUCUUAGGCCUAGUUGCUGUUUUUUUGUCCCAACACAGUGGUAUCGUCAGGACCGAAUUGGAGGGGAAAGAAGUUGGCGUAGUCAUAAGGGAUAGCAAUAUCCAAGAGAAAUUUGUUCGAAUUGCAGGGAUUCCACAGAAUCUAGACUUGGGAGUAGUUCAGACACGUCUAAAGAACUUUGGGAAUGUAAUUGAAGCUCGGUGGGUACGCUAUCGGGUGGCAGAGGAUGAAGUUUUAUACCCUGUCCUUGCCACUUGGAUGAUCGUACGAAUGACGGUGACGAAAAACAUUCCGUCAUACAUUACAAUUGGCAGUUAUCGUGCCAUGGUAAAGUAUGACGGACAAAAGCCUACUUGCAGACUUUGUGACGAUGAGACCCACUUUAGCUACAACUGCCCGACAUUAAAACGAAACCAGGAACCCACCAUUGUCCAAAAACCUGUUCCCAAAAUGACUAAAAAGACAGAGACCAUUAAACAGAAUCCCGUAGUAAUUCCCUUAGCUAAACAUUCCUUGGUUUCCAAGGUACCUUUGGAGGGUGAAUUGCAAGAUUCACCCUCAGGAGGGACUCAAAAUUUGGAAACUGAAACCAUGGAAUGUAGCACUCUUACCAGUUCCUUGACUGUACCUUCUGAAGACAACCCUUCGAAACCAAUUAUGAAAUCCCAAAUGACAGCCCCUGACACAGAGACACAAGACCAAGAACCAAUGACAAUUAUAAUGGAAUCGAUGGAACCCGACAUGGGGGAAAUUGAGACCAUGGGACCUGACAAAACAAAGGACCCCCUGAGAAUUCCCACGGUACCACGAAACAAACGCUUCAAACCUACUUUGACGGCCCAGAAUUCUAAACCUUCCUCAGGCAUUCACCGACUCAUAAAAACCUAA